This is a messenger RNA of Leishmania braziliensis MHOM/BR/75/M2904, 1800 nucleotides long. RefSeq lists its product as hypothetical. The transcript has a single exon. NCBI's taxonomy places the organism in Eukaryota, Euglenozoa, Kinetoplastea, Trypanosomatida, Trypanosomatidae. Gene Ontology annotation, biological process: spermidine biosynthetic process. Bases 1 to 1800 code for a protein of 599 amino acids. Gene Ontology annotation, molecular function: spermidine synthase activity. The record is from RefSeq and is a predicted model, not a curated record. Gene Ontology annotation, cellular component: cytosol.
AUGCCACCGCUGUCGGGUCAGUUUCUCGUAGGGCAGAGCCCGAGGAGGCCGUACAUCAACCGCGCCUCCAAGUUUUUCUUUGCGCAGCUGGACAAGGGGUUUGCCUCCCCGUACGUGCUAGUCGCCUCCGGCGUCUUCUUCUCAUACUUGGCAUGGCGAGUGAUGGAGCACUACGUCCGGCCACGUCAGGAACACUUGGCGCAGCGUCUCCCGGUUCAGCGCGUACCAUUUGAGGCGUCGCACAACGUGUUCUGGGGCCUUGCCAACCCAGACGAAGCCGGCGUCUCCACUACUGGCAGCCGUGGAGACGAUGUGGAGGACAUUGCAAGCAACUUGUUCCUGCCGCAGCUGGCGAACGAAAGGAUGGAGGAAGCAAUGCGCCGCCCCCAGCUGCUCUUCAGCGAGGUGAGCGAGUUGCACGAGCAACCGUCUGCGACGAAUCCUUCUGGUGAGGUGGACAUUGUCUGCCUCGAGCUCUCUGAGUUCUCCCCCAAGCUACGUGACGACGUUUACUACCGCAGCGUGCACUACGUCCCGGCCCAAGGGGGGUCAGCUGUAGCCUCUUCGACAGGGCAUCAAGUCUCCUCGCUGACCGGGUCAAAGCAGACGAGCAGCAGCCGCAGCGGCUCGAGCCAGAAGCUUAUGGUGAGGUCAGACAAGGUGGCCGAGGCUCCUGCUGCUGCUGCUGCUGCUUCUGACUCUCCCCUGACCACAGCGGAGGCAGGGAAGGCCGCUUCAACCACGGACUACCUCCAAUUUAUGCCCGGCCAAGGCGAGGAGGUGAUACACGGUAUUAUCAAGUGCAAAGCUGUGACGACACAGAACAACUGUGUCCCUUACGCUGGCCACCUUGAGGAGGAGUACGCACGCAAGCUCAUGCUGACCCUCGGGCCUGUACAUAUCCUGCGCGACGCCACCCAAACGCUGUUACCGCGGCGCUUCUCCUUUGUGAAACAGGUACCCGUCGAAACCCUGGUACUCGGCAUGCACUCGGGCGAGCUGCCGCGGUGGCUAAGCACGUGCUACCCGAACUUUAACGUGCAUGUGGUAGAGCGGGAUGGCACACUGGUGCGGUUAUGCAGGCGGUUUCUGGGUUUUCAGGAGUCGAGCAACCUCACAGUGCACAUCGAUGAUCCUGUCGAGUACGUGCGGCGCCAGGUGGCCAUGCGAGCCCACGGUAACACGACCGUCGCCGGGGUCAAGCCAUACGAGCUGGUGUUGAUUGACGCGAUAGACGGUGCGGGGCGGCUGAGCACGCAGUACGGUCGCCUGGAGUUCAUCAGUAACAUCCGCCGCAUCAUGAGCGACAACGGGUGCAUCGCCGUCACUCUCCCCAACAAGGAUGCUGAGUUUGUCUUCAACAUGGUGCAGAACUGGCGCAUGGGGUUUACAGGGCGGCCGGUAGUGCUGGUGCACUGUGUGACGUCGCCCUGCUCGAUCCUCCUGACGUUCCAGGACACCGCCGCGCGCGGCAAGGCAAGAAUCGGCAGCAUCGCCAAGGUGGAGGAGUUUCAGGAUGUGCUUCGGGAGCACAUUCGGCACUACGGGGCUGACCGGGUGCAGUUCGACAUCACGCGUGAGGUGAGCGCGGGCAACUUUAGCGUUCUUAACCCGGAACAGGCGUACGGGAUGGAGGCGUACUUGCCGGCAGGUCACCCCGCAAUCCUUGCUGCGAGGCACCAGGAUGUGCAGGAGGCGGUACUGCGCCAGCGCCGUAGCCAAGGCUGGGGCGCGUGGUUGCGCCGCUUAACCGGGACAGCGCUGUCGCCGAGCCAACGCAGCGAUCUCGAUGGCGAGUGA